AUGAAGGCGUAUUAUUUUGACAACGUCGAGGGCGAUCAGCGCUUGCCGCAUUUUGACAGUGCUUUGCCACCCGUUUCGCAGAGCGAUUUGGCAAAGUACGGCGUGCUCUACUGGCACAUUCCAAUCGACCAAGAUGGCAAUUGGGAACAAGCUAUUGAUCAGAUUGCCGCGGAGCGUUCGUACAAGAAUAGAGACAUUAUCAACGUGUCAAAGACUGGGCUGGGAGACCUAUACGAAUCAAAGAUUAAAUCCUUUUUCGAAGAACAUAUGCACGAGGACGAGGAGAUUCGGUACAUCCUAGACGGCGCAGGCUUCUUCGACGUUCGGUCUCCACAAAAGGACGAAUGGAUCCGCGUCCACGUCGACCAAGGUGACCUUCUCGUGUUGCCCGCAGGGAUCUACCACCGCUUUACUCUCGACGAGGGGGACUACAUCAAGGCCAUGCGGCUCUUCAAGGAUGAACCAAAGUGGACGCCCUACAACCGCUCUGCAGAUACGGACGCAAAUCAACACAGAGUAACGUACCUGCAAACUUUUGCAGCCUAG
Messenger RNA from Serendipita indica DSM 11827, 546 nucleotides. The record is from the annotation of a GenBank genome assembly. Lineage: Eukaryota; Fungi; Basidiomycota; Agaricomycetes; Sebacinales; Serendipitaceae.